AUCACCAUUAUGCAAGACGACGACGUUGCCGCUCUUGUCUUUGACAACGGGUCUGGAAUGUGCAAAGCAGGUUUUGCCGGAGACGAUGCCCCACGAGCUGUUUUUCCGUCCAUUACGGGAUUACCUAGAUACCAAAAUGUGAUGAUCGGUAUGGGCGCUAGGGACAGCUACGUCGGAGAUGAAGCCCAGUCCAAGAGAGGCAUACUGACACUCAAGUAUCCAAUAGCUCACGGGAUAGUCACCAACUGGGAUGACAUGGAGAAGAUCUGGCACCACACCUUCUACAACGAGCUUCGCGUCGUCCCCGAGGAACACCCAAUCCUGCUGACAGAGGCUCCCCUCAACCCCAAGUCCAACAGAGAGAAGAUGACGCAGAUUAUGUUCGAAACCUUCAACUCCCCGGCCAUGUAUGUUGCCAUCCAGGCUGUUCUGUCUCUCUAUGCCUCCGGGCGUACCACGGGCAUUGUCUUGGACUCGGGGGACGGAGUCACUCACACUGUGCCCAUCUACGAGGGUUAUGCCCUGCCUCACGCCAUCGCCAGGCUCGACUUUGCUGGACGCGAUCUCACACACUACCUCGCCAAGAUCCUGACCGAGCGCGGCUAUUCCUUCACAUCCACGGCAGAGACAGAGAUCGUGAGAGACAUCAAGGAAAAGCUGUGCUAUGUCGCCUUGGACUUUGAGCAGGAGAUGAACACCGCAGCUCUGUCUUCUACACUGGAAAAAAGCUACGAGUUGCCAGAUGGCCAGGUGAUCACCAUUGGCAACGAGAGAUUCAGGAGUCCGGAGUCAGUAUUCCAGCCAUCUUUUCUUGGUCUGGAGUCUCCUGGCAUCCACGAGACUACGUACAAUUCCAUCAUGAAGUGCGAUGUUGACAUCAGGAGAGACCUGUACCACAACACCGUCCUCUCGGGCGGUUCCACGAUGUUUCCCGGCAUUGCAGACAGAAUGCAGAAGGAAAUCUGCAGCCUUGCUCCCAGUACCAUGAAGAUUAAAGUAAUUGCACCUCCAGAGAGAAAGUAUUCAGUCUGGAUUGGAGGUUCUAUUCUGGCGUCUCUGUCUACAUUCCAACAGAUGUGGAUAAGCAAACAAGAGUACGAUGAGUCUGGUCCGGCCAUUGUACAUAGGAAGUGCUUUUAAUAAUCCAGCGACAAGAUUGGACCGACGUAACCCGCAAGAGAUCACAUACCUGUCUAAUUAUUGCUACCAAGACUUGUUUUGACAGAUGGUUUGACAGAGAAUCACGUAUGAACAUAUAUACGUAGCACCAUAUAUGGCACAAGAAACUCUAAUACAGAAUCAUAUUUAUUUGUCGUUAUUUUUAAAUUUUAUGCUCCAUGGUAAUGGUUUUUCAUAUAAAAUUUAAAUAAACAAUACAAGUGUUAGCACAAACAGUA
Molecule: messenger RNA, 1397 nt
Organism: Gigantopelta aegis
Lineage: Eukaryota; Metazoa; Mollusca; Gastropoda; Neomphalida; Peltospiridae
Product: actin, cytoplasmic-like
Exons: 2
Coding region: 10-1140 (376 amino acids)
Biological process (GO): mitotic cytokinesis
Source: RefSeq, a predicted model, not a curated record